AUGGCUCUGGCUCUGCACUUGCUGCCUCUGUUGCUCUUCAAGGCCCAGGGGGACCCCGGGGCCUCUCUGGAGGGCCGCCCUGGGGACAAGGUGAAUCUCUCCUGCAUUGGGGUGUCACGCCCCACCCGCUGGGCUUGGGCACCUAGCUUCCCAGCUUGCAAAGGCUUGUCUAAAGGGCGCCGCCGGAUCCUGUGGGCCUCGUCCAGCGGGACCCCAACGGUGCCUCCGAUCCAGCGCUUCUCCGGCCGCCUACGCGCCCUGGACCCCGGGAUCCAGAGGCUGGAGCUGCUGCUGAGCGCCGGGGAUUCGGGCACUUUCUUCUGCAAGGGGCGGCAAGAGAACGAGAGCCGCACGCUGCUGCACGUGCUGGGGGACAAGGCAGGUUGCAGGGCCUCGGGGUCCAGCCAGGGGUCCGUGUAUCUCCAGGUCCUGAUCUCGCUGCUGGGUGCAGGGUUGGUGUUCGGACUGGGAGCCUUGGGCGUGGUCUGGUGGCGACGCAGGUGUCCCCCCCCCACACCCCUCACAUCUCCAGUCCUGAAUGUGCAGCCCCAAAGGCCCUUAGAGCAGAAGCCCAAGAUUCCAGGCGACCUGGAUCAGGAGCCGAGCCUGCACUAUGCGGAUCUUGACCCCACUGCCCUGCGGAGGCCCCGCCGGCUGCCUUCAGUGGUCCCUGCUGAUAAUGCCACUGUCUAUGCAGUUGUAGUUUGA
Nannospalax galili (Upper Galilee mountains blind mole rat) is the source of this 708-nucleotide messenger RNA. RefSeq names its product megakaryocyte and platelet inhibitory receptor G6b (gene Mpig6b). Gene Ontology annotation, biological process: megakaryocyte development; platelet formation; blood coagulation. Bases 1 to 708 code for a protein of 235 amino acids. Lineage: Eukaryota; Metazoa; Chordata; Mammalia; Rodentia; Spalacidae. The record is from RefSeq and is a predicted model, not a curated record. Gene Ontology annotation, cellular component: plasma membrane. The transcript has 5 exons.